Messenger RNA from Colletotrichum orchidophilum, 1251 nucleotides. RefSeq lists its product as uncharacterized. Gene Ontology annotation, molecular function: O-methyltransferase activity. NCBI's taxonomy places the organism in Eukaryota, Fungi, Ascomycota, Sordariomycetes, Glomerellales, Glomerellaceae. Bases 1 to 1251 code for a protein of 416 amino acids. The transcript is spliced from 5 exons. The record is from RefSeq and is a predicted model, not a curated record.
AUGGGUUCUAUUCCGAGCGAGACACUUCGAGAGGUUGACAUAUCUGUUGCUUUGGCUGCCUGCGACCUUCCUAGUGUGAAUCAACAUGUGAAGAAUAUCGCCACCCUCACCAGUCGUGUCGCCGAGGGCGAUGACAACGCACGUUUGAGUAUGCUGCAAAGCGCUCGAUUAUUGGUACACGCGUUGGAGACACCACGCGAGACCAUGAUAAAGCACUGCUGGGCACAACCGGCCGCUUUCACCGCCCUAACAUACGCCGUUGAUUCUGGCCUCUUUGCGCUCUUGGCACAGCGCAAAACGCCUCAGAAGGUAUCUGAUCUAGCUUCAAGACUAGGACAUGAUCCUGCUUUGUUGGGACGGAUAAUGAGACACCUGGGCGCCAUGCUUUAUAUCACUGAGACUGGACCUGACGAAUACAAGUCAACGAACUUUUCAGAUGCGCUCACGAUUACAAGCAUGGGCGCGGGCUACCCUUGUGUCGCCGGAGCCUGCAUGGAGUCCUUGGCCAAGUUCCACGAGUUCGCCAAGAAGACCGACUACCGCGAGCCUCACGACGUCUUGAACGGUCCUUUGCAGUACGGGUACAGCACCAAACUCGACUGCUUCAGCUGGUUCGCAGCGAACCACCCAUAUGACAUGCAGUUCGCGCAACACAUGGGCGCCUACCGCCAGGGCCGACCCAGCUGGAUGGAUAAAGGCAUCUAUCCGGUAAAGGAACGAUUGAUCGAUGGGUUUGACGAUUCUGACGGCGGCGUUCUCCUUGUUGAUGUGGGCGGCAGCUUUGGCCAUGAUGUUGACGAAUUCCGGCGGAAGCAUCCAGAGGCUCCUGGUAGGCUCGUCGUCCAGGAUCUACCGACUGUCAUCAAUCAGAUUGAGACACUCGACGAGAAGAUUGAGAGGAUGGGGCAUGACUUUUUCAACGAACAGCCGAUCAAAGGCGCCCGCGCUUACUACAUGCAUUCGGUUCUCCAUGACUGGCCGGACAUGAAAUGCGAAGAGAUUGUUGCGCGCACCACGGCUGUGAUGAAGCCUGGAUACAGCAGAUUACUGGUCCACGAGAACUGUAUUCCCGAUACUGGAGCCGACUGGCAGAACACGGGCCAGGAUAUCAUGAUGCUGACCCUGGUAAGUAGUAAGGAGCGUACACGUGUGGAGUGGCAGAGUCUUCUGGAGAAGGCUGGUCUGAGGAUACUGGGUAUCUACGGUGGCGGGAACGGCGUUGAGAGUUUAAUCGAGUGUGAGCUGGCAUAG